This is a messenger RNA of Dioscorea cayenensis subsp. rotundata (Guinea yam), 503 nucleotides long. Its product is annotated as mitotic-spindle organizing protein 1A-like. Gene Ontology annotation, biological process: gamma-tubulin complex localization; mitotic spindle assembly; microtubule nucleation by interphase microtubule organizing center. The record is from RefSeq and is a predicted model, not a curated record. Bases 60 to 287 code for a protein of 75 amino acids. NCBI's taxonomy places the organism in Eukaryota, Viridiplantae, Streptophyta, Magnoliopsida, Dioscoreales, Dioscoreaceae. The transcript has 2 exons. Gene Ontology annotation, cellular component: centrosome; spindle; gamma-tubulin ring complex.
AAUUAUAGUGGGGAAUAGCUUGUCGUGACUUUUUUUCUCUCCAUCGGAGCUCGCCGGAGAUGGAGGCGGAGGCGGCGCGCAACGCGAAGGAGACGCUGGAGCUUGCGUUCCAGAUCUCGAACAUUCUCGAGACUGGCUUGGAUCGCCACACCCUUUCUCUCCUCAUCGCUCUCUUGGAUCGCGGCGUCAACCCUGAAGCCCUUGCCGCCCUCGUCCGUGAGCUCUCGCCUUCCCGUCAAUCCUCCUGUGCUCCUAUCCCUCCUGUGACGGCCUCUCGCCAGCCCUAGGUCCUUUUAUCUAGAUAAAACCAGCAGAGCAACCCGAAGAAACUUCAAAGCCAACAUUCGUGACAGAUUUUGGUGUUGCGACAACUUCAAAGAUCCUCUGGUAAGUUUUAAGGUAAAAAACUCUGGAAUUUUGUCAAACUCUCUAGCUUCAUUUAAACUGACAUCAAGUCUUAAUAUUUUUGUUAUUUUCCAUUAUUAUCUGCACUGUUUCUAGAA